AUGAUCAUCAGAUGCAUGUCUAUAGAUAACGUAGCACAAUGGACGGAUGAGACACCAAUAUGUUUUAAAAAGAGUUGUCAAAGCACUCAGUUUCCUGUGCCCUCUAACGGUGUUGCAACUACUACUUAUCUGGAUCCUGAUACCGAUUUCGCCAUUCUGACCUUCUCCUGCAACCCUGGCUAUAAGCUAGAGAGAAUAGAGCAGUCUCAAAUUACUUGUCGAAAUGCUGUUUGGGAAGGAACUCUGUCAGAAUGCAUUAAGACGUGUUCAGGAUCACAACUAGAGACGCCGUCUAACGGUAACAGUGAACUUUCCUUCCUAAAUCCAGAGGCAGAUGAAAUCAUUCAGACAUUCCAGUGUAACGUAGGUUAUCAAUUAGAUUCUGUGGACACAACAGCCAUAUGCAUAGAUGGGAAGUGGAUUCCAGAAACUCCUCCUACCUGUUUGCCAAAAGAUGAUCAAUUUGUUAUAAACACAAAUGGAAGGCUCGAUGGUCGAGAGAUAUCAACAGUUGAAAAAGACAGUAUUUACCUGGACUGUAUAGUGCCAGAAAGUCUUGGUGAUCCAACCUGGACGAAGUUAGUCGAUGGAACGUUAAAAGUGACCGUUAAUAGUUUUCGAAGCCGUAUGCAGUUCCCGACGAUUGGCUUAUCAGACGCAGGCAUCUAUUGCUGUUCUGUUGGCCAGAAUAAUGAAACCAUACACAUAUCAGUGAAGCCGUUAAAUGAGAAUUGCACGGACGAUUUAGAAUUGCUUAAUGGUGAAGUCUUAGGAAAUCGUUUGAGUGGCAAGUACUACACCGGCUAUGAACGGAGUUUCAGGUGUGGAAAAGGCUUUAUUCUCAAUGGCGAUGAAAGUUGCACGUGUCAAACCAAUGGCUGGGAUUGUCAAUUACCGAGCUGUCUACCAGAUCUUGCCUUUGAAUUGAGGACUACAUCGAUGGAAAGAGUGAACCAAACAAACGUCGUUGUAUAUGCCGGAAGUGACGUAGUAAUCGACUGCUCGGUUGGUGACUCCAGCGAAACUUUAUUUGAAUCUGGAAUCUUUAAUUGGUAUAGAAUAAUGGAAAACCAACAAAGAGUGGUUGAUGGAUUUCAUGAGUUCAUUUUAAAUAAUGAACAGUAUCUAAGAUUGGCGAUUAUCAACAUCCAAAGUAGUAGUGAAGGAUGGUACGCAUGCGCCUCUCCUAUUCAGUCAAUCUCGCUCUACAUCCAAGUCAACAGUAAGUCAUUACUGAAAUAUUGA
Molecule: messenger RNA, 1245 nt
Organism: Anneissia japonica
Lineage: Eukaryota; Metazoa; Echinodermata; Crinoidea; Comatulida; Comatulidae
Product: CUB and sushi domain-containing protein 1-like
Exons: 8
Coding region: 1-1245 (414 amino acids)
Source: RefSeq, a predicted model, not a curated record